UGGAGUGUUUAUGUUGCACCCCUCGAUAAGACUAAUGGGCUGAUCAUAGCAGGGUGAUAAAAUGGAGAAGAAUGAGAGUGUAAAGAAAAGUGACUAAUGCUUUACUUUGCUGGGUCAAGGGCUCAGGACUGUGGAGAGGCAGCUCUGAACACAAAGAUAGUGGGUGGCCAGAAUGCCAAAGCCGGCUCGUGGCCCUGGCAGGUCAGCGUGCACUUGGUUCAGUAUCACAUCUGCGGAGGGACCCUCAUCAGUAACGAGUGGGUGCUCACAGCAGCCCACUGCAUCUUAACGAAUGAAACCAAUUCAUGGAUUCUCUACUUUGGAAGAGAAACUCAAAGUGGUCCUAAUGUGAAUGAGGUGAACCGCACUGUUUCCCAAGUCAUCAUCCAUCCUAACUACAGCAACCUAAACAAUGACAUUGCCCUGAUGAAGCUCAGCAGCCCCGUCACUUUCAACAACUACAUCAGACCCAUCUGCCUGGCAAGUAACACCAGCGAGUUCUUAAACUCCACCCUCUGCUGGGCCACUGGAUGGGGAAAACUUGGAAAAAAUGAGAGUUUGCCAGCCACUAAGAAACUUCAGGAGGUGGAGAUCCCUGUCAUCGAAAACGAGCAGUGCAGCAGCGCUUACCAAAAAUUAAUAAACAUCACUAACAGCAUGAUUUGUGCUGGGAAAGAGAACAAAGGAGCAUGUCAGGGAGACUCUGGUGGACCUUUGCAGUGCAAACAAGGCUCACAGUGGAUCCAGGCUGGCAUUACCAGUUUUGGGGUACCUUGUGCCCUUUUGGGUUUCCCUGAAGUCUAUGCCCGAGUGUCUGAGUUCCAAGACUGGGUCAGACAAGUGGCAGGAGCCCGUGUUGGAUUUGUGACAUAUGGAAAUGACACCAACAAACCUAGCAACAAGACUACGGCCUCCACAUCAUCAACCUUGACAGCUGUGCUUGUGUUUGUGACAGUGUUCCUGCAGCUCAUUUAGAUCAAUAGUACAGUUUUGCAAAAAAACUUCUUUUGUGUUUAACUUUUAAAUUCAUUUUACG
Molecule: messenger RNA, 1036 nt
Organism: Paralichthys olivaceus (Japanese flounder)
Lineage: Eukaryota; Metazoa; Chordata; Actinopteri; Pleuronectiformes; Paralichthyidae
Source: RefSeq, a predicted model, not a curated record